AUGACGCACCAAAAGAGUCUAGGAAGUAUAACAAACAUAUUGGAUAUUUCGAACUAUGGAUCUUACAUGAAGUUAUUACGUAUUACCGCGUAUGUCAUCCGUUUUAUACGCAACUGUAUACGGGAUAGGAUUUCCAGAAAAAGUGGACCACUGGAGGUAAAUGAAAUUCAAACAGCAGUAAAUACUUGGAUUCUAAAUUGUCAAGAGUCUACGUAUACAGAUGAAAUGUCAUAUCUGAGAGGAGCACAACACAGAAACACAAAUAAAGUACCCAGAGUCCGACAAUUGGGACUUUUCUUAGACGAAACCGGUCUUAUUAGAUGUAACGGGAGAAUACACAACGCACCAAUACCAGAAUCAGCGAAAUUUCCGUACCUUAUACCGGCAAAUCAUCCGUUAACUAGACUAAUUGUAUUGGACACACACGAAAAAUUACUUCAUAGUGGAAUGAAUGCUACAGUCACCAAUAUUAGACAAACGUUUUGGAUACCAACUAUUCGACAGUAUGCAAAGAAAUUACUCCGAAAAUGCGUUAUUUGCCGCAAAGUGAAUGGAAAAUCGUACGUUGCACCAGACCCACCACCUUUACCGAAAAUCAGAUUACAGGAAGCACCCCCCUUUACAGUCACAGGAGUGGACUUUACAGGAGCAUUACUUGUAAGAGACGAAAAUAGAAUUUUAACAAAAGCAUAUAUAUGCCUGUUUACCUGCGCUUCUACCAGAGCCGUUCAUCUAGAGGUGGUACCGAACCUAACCGAACAUUCGUUUGUUCAAGCUUUUAGGCGUUUCGUAAGCCGCAAAUCAAUACCCAAGACACUUAUAUCAGAUAAUGCAACUACAUUCAUUGCAGGAGCAGAGGAACUAAAAAGAUUAUGUGAAUCGGCAACACUAAAAGAAACGGUGUGUACACGAGGAAUAGAAUGGAAGUUCAUACCAAAACGCGCACUUUGGUAUGGUGGAUUCUGGGAGAGACUUAUUGCACUAACAAAGACAAGCUUGAAAAAGACACUUGGACAAACUCAAGUUAGUAUGGAAACUCUACAGACUGUCGUGACAGAAAUAGAAAGAAUUUUAAAUGACAGGCCACUUACAUAUCUUUCAUCAGAUAUCCGAGAUUGCAAGACGUUAACCCCCGCUCAUCUUUUGUAUGGUAGAAGAAUAUCAACGCUGCCAUAUCCGCAAAUAGGCAUAGAGGAAUUCAACGAUCCAACCUAUAUGAAUCACAAAGAACUCAAUAAAUGUGCUCAAAGACAAACUUUUUAA
Mytilus trossulus (common blue mussel) is the source of this 1263-nucleotide messenger RNA. RefSeq lists its product as uncharacterized. Gene Ontology annotation, molecular function: nucleic acid binding. Gene Ontology annotation, biological process: DNA integration. The coding region runs from base 1 to 1263 and encodes 420 amino acids. The transcript has a single exon. NCBI's taxonomy places the organism in Eukaryota, Metazoa, Mollusca, Bivalvia, Mytilida, Mytilidae. The record is from RefSeq and is a predicted model, not a curated record.